Molecule: messenger RNA, 2455 nt
Organism: Trichosurus vulpecula (common brushtail)
Lineage: Eukaryota; Metazoa; Chordata; Mammalia; Diprotodontia; Phalangeridae
Gene: PNPO
Product: pyridoxamine 5'-phosphate oxidase
Exons: 7
Coding region: 219-1025 (268 amino acids)
Biological process (GO): pyridoxal 5'-phosphate biosynthetic process; pyridoxine biosynthetic process
Molecular function (GO): FMN binding; pyridoxamine phosphate oxidase activity
Source: RefSeq, a predicted model, not a curated record
AGAGUGGAGAGGGCGGGGCCGGCGGGAGGUUGGACGGAGAGUCCGGGCUCCGCAGUUUGGGAGGAGGCGAAGGUUAGGAAGCUGAAUCAGAGCCGGGUGCUGGGAUGGGAGAAAAAAGGAGGAGGACAAAGGAAAGGAGGUAAGUAAAUAGCGAGGACGCGGGGCGGGCCACUCUCGCAUGCGUGUGAAGAGGCAAAUCACGCGGCCUCGCGGUCGCCAUGGCGACCCGACGGGUGGGGGCAGGCAGCGUGCUGCUGGGCGUUGUGACGUGGUGGAGCAGGCAGCAGGCGGCGCAGACGGUUUCCCUGCGAGGCAGGCGUGCGGUCAGAGCUGUCAUGGACCUGGGACACAUGAGGAAGAGUUACCUCAAGGACCAAGAGGCCUUCGAGGAGGCGCACCUGACCUCGCUGGACCCCAUCCAGCAGUUCUCCGCCUGGUUCGAAGAAGCCUCCCGGUGCCCGGAGGUGUAUGAAGCCAAUGCCAUGUGCCUGGCCACCUGCACCAGGGAUGGAAAGCCUUCUGCCCGAAUGUUGCUGCUAAAGGGCUUUGACCAGGAUGGCUUCCGUUUCUUCACUAACUUUGAAAGCCGAAAAGGAAAAGAGCUGGAUUCUAACCCUUUUGCCUCCCUCGUCUUCUACUGGGCGCCCCUCAAUAGACAGGUGCGUGUCGAAGGGCAGGUACAGAGGCUGCCAGAGAAGGAAGCUGAACGAUAUUUCCACUCCCGCCCUAAAAGCAGCCAAAUUGGUGCAGUUGUCAGUCACCAGAGCUCUGUUAUUCCAGAUCGGGAGUACCUGAGGAAGAAGAAUGAGGAGUUACAGGGGCUGUACCAGGAGCAGGAUGUGCCCAAGCCUAAAUAUUGGGGUGGCUAUAUUCUCUACCCAGAAGUGAUAGAGUUCUGGCAGGGUCAAACCAACCGUCUGCAUGACCGGAUUGUCUUCCGGAGGCUGCAGCCCGGAGAGCCUGCACCAGGGCCUAUGACCCACCCUGGGACAAAGGACUGGCUGUAUGAGAGACUCUCACCAUGACUGACUGCUGAUGAUUGGACCCUCUCAGCCCACAGUGCAACCUGGAACAGAGUGGUGAGCAAUUCAAGGGAGUUUCCAUCAGGCUGUAAGCCUAGCCCACUCAAUUCCACAUUCAAGGCCUUGCCAACUUUGACAUCUAAACACUUUGUACUAAGUCAGCUCUUAUUUAUCCCUGGUUUAUGAACAGGUAAUGAAAACAGAACCCCAAAAUCCAAAAUUGGAUAAUCAAGAAAUCAUUUAGAUUUGGGUUUGAGUGUUUUCAGAACCACAAGAUUACACAUGUACAUAUUUUUUGGAAACAAAGUUGCUGUCCCAAUAACUGACUUCAAAUACUUGAAUGACUGGCAUUCACAAUGAAGGGAAUAUUUAUUGGCGUAUCCCUAAAAGGCAGACCUAGUGGUUAGAGGUCACAUGGAGGUGAAUGAUCUUCCGUAAGAAUCUUCUAGUAGGAAUUCCAAAGUGGAGUAAACAGUCAACUAGAUGUGCUCUAGAGGCCUGUUUUUUCCCGUUCUAAGAUUGACUUGAACCAGUAGUAAUUACAGAAGCGCACAAUGAUGAAAUCAGUUUGCAUUGUCCAGCCAUGUCCUGGUUGGAGUGGGGCCAGUGGGCUGGGAGGAUUCCAGUUUGGGAUUAAACAUUCACUGUGACUCAUCUGUGUGUGAGAGAAAGUUGAUUGCUGCUUGAGCUGUCCCUUGUUGUCCUGACUGCUUUGUGAACUUGUAUAUGUGUUUCUUGAUAGCUGAGCCUGCCUCGGUCUGUCUCCCCACCUUGAUGACAACUCUAGAGCAGGAGUCAUCGAACUUCAGACCACACUCACUCAAGCCUGUUUUGGUUAGGGCCCCAGGAGCUAAGAAUAGUUUAAAAUUAUAUCGUAUCUAGAAAAUGUAAAAAAUACUCUUGGGGCAGCUAGGUGGCACGGUGAAUAGAGCACCUGAGUUCAAAUCUGGCCUCAGACACUUGACACUUACUAGCUAUGUGACCUUGGGCAAGUCAACCCCAAUUGCCUUACCUUCCCCCCCUCCAAAAGAAAUACUCUUAGCUCCCAGGUACUUGGGGUCACAUUGGCUCUUCAGGCCAUAGUUUGCCCCUCCCCUGCUCCAGAGCCCAGAGUAGAGUUUCUCUGGACCCUACAUGGCUGUGCACACGGGAGCGAGAGCUGAGUUCACUUUUGUGACUGAUGGCGGGACAUAGGAGCCUAAUCUCUGUUUCUGUACCUGUAUUAUGUCAUGUCGAGUAGAUUACCAGCUGAGCUGGAUGUGUGUGGCGGGGUGUAUCUAUCUAGACGUGCAAUAUGGUCUGGUUGUCAAGGCACAUUUGAUCCCUCCUCACCCUGGUCUAGUCCCUGGGUGCCGCUCUGUACCCUUCUUACAUCCUGUUACCUCUUGUACUAGUCCUGAAAUAAAAUCUUCAGCUGUGCUGUUUAAUGUUCA